AUGGCCAGACUCACCCUCAAGUCCACCCAAAAGCUGCUCUCGGGCUUCGAGAUCCCCGUCCUGGGCUACGGCGUCUACCAAACCCCAACAAACGUCGCCGAGAGCGUCACCGUCGAGGCACUCAAGCUCGGCUACCGACACAUCGAUUCGGCGGCGGCAUACAAGAACGAGAAAGAAGUAACGGCUGCAAUUUCCAACGCCGGAAUCCCCCGGUCGCAAGUCUUUCUCACCACCAAGAUCCCCCCGCCCGCGAACGGAUACGAGAAUGCGAAGCAGAGUAUCGAGGAUAGUCUGAAGCAGGCGGGGACGGAUUAUUUUGAUUUAAUCCUAAUCCACGCCCCCUACGGCGGAAAAGAAGGCCGACUCGGCGCCUGGAAAGCCCUCGUCGAAGCCCAAAAAGCCGGCAAAACGCGCUCGAUCGGCGUCUCGAAUUACGGAGUCCACCACCUCGACGAGCUAGAGAAGUACAUCUCUUCCGGCGGCGGCGGCCAGAUCGAUGUCGGGCAGUACGAGCUGCACCCGUGGCUGGCGAGACCGGAUAUUGUCGAUUGGUUGAAGAAGAGAGGGGCUGUGGUGCAGGCUUAUUCGCCGCUGGUCAGGAAUACCAAGGCUGAUGAGCCUGUGCUGAAGGAGUUGGGGAGGAAAUAUGGCAAGACGACGGCGCAGGUGCUGAUUCGGUGGAGUUUGCAGAAGGGCUUCGUUCCCCUUCCGAAAUCGGUUACUCCUGCGCGUAUCAAGGAGAAUGCGGAGGUGUUUGACUUUGAGUUGAGUGAGGAGGACAUGGCGAAGCUGGAUACGGGCAAAUAUGAGCCUUGUGCAUGGGAUCCCACUGUUGAGAGGGAUGCGUCGCCCUCGUUGUAG
Messenger RNA from Aspergillus puulaauensis, 861 nucleotides. Its product is annotated as aldo/keto reductase family protein. The transcript has 6 exons. Bases 1 to 861 code for a protein of 286 amino acids. NCBI's taxonomy places the organism in Eukaryota, Fungi, Ascomycota, Eurotiomycetes, Eurotiales, Aspergillaceae. The record is from RefSeq and is a predicted model, not a curated record. Gene Ontology annotation, molecular function: oxidoreductase activity.